ACACGGUGGCUAGAAUUUGUUUGUUGCCGGGUAUCUUCCUCGCCUUAACACUAUUCUUCCUCCGACGCAGCUUCUCCGGGCCGCCUUCCUCUGCUUCACCGUUCGGUGUAUAAUUAGACGUGGGUACCAAACCAGCGGUGACAUCAACCUAUGGCCCGACUGCCCCUCAAAAGAUCUGCCUCAUCCUCUCCCUUCUCCGUCUUAUUCCUCCCCCCCUAACUAUAGUUUCGUCGUCUUCUAUCAUCGAUCAGCGACGCAUCGAGAGAUGCAUCAUCCUUGGCCUCCCCCAUCCCUCCGUCUUCUGCUUCCCUUUUUCCUUUCCCUCUUCCUCUCUUCCUUACCACCUUCCUUCCCCGAUGACGGCUACCUCCAGCCAUACGAGGCAUGCUCCACGAGGCCAUUCCCCUGCGGAGGCCGCAACAUCAGCUUCUCCUACCCAUUCCGCCACCAAGAUAGUCCUCCUGAGUGUGGUUAUCCGGACACUGAACUCAGCUGCAACACCACCGACGACACCUUGACGAUUCACAUCGGCAAAAAGCAGUACCGAGUGAAGGAUAACAACAUCGACUACGCCAACCACCUCGUCACCGUCGUUGAUCGAGAUUUUGUUGACAAUCCCUGCCCCCGGCCAUCUGAGAAUACCACUCUGGGUUCAGCGCCCUUCCAGUACGCCGGUGACGACGUCAACGCCACCUUCUUCAUCGAUUGCCCCCCCUCCCUUCCCUCACCGCUCUUUCCCGUCGCUUGCCUCAGAGAUAACACUGCUGGAUGGUGGUCAUACUAUUGGCCGGGAAAUAGAAACUUGUCUUACGAGGUGUACAUGUGUAGAAGAUCGUUUGUGCAACUUCCCAUGAAUCCGACGGCUAUCGAACGGUGGAUAGACGGAGACACGGAUUAUGCCGAAGCACUGCAGGAGGGAUUCACCUUGAGCUGGCCGGCGAAGAUCGGGGAGUGGUGCAGCGCUUGCAACAGGUCCGGCGGGGUGUGUGGGUACGAAUCCUCAAAGCCGACCUGUAUCUGCUCCGAUGGCUCCGCCACAGAUGAUUCGUGCGACAAAGGAUCUCACUUCAAGAAGCUUAUUUUAAUCGGUUCAGUGGCAGGAGCCGUGGGCUUCGUUUUGGUCUGCGUCGCAUUAUUUCUAUGUACGCGAAAGCGUUACACAGACUCUAUCAUCUAUUGGAACAAACCGACAAAUGUAGUAAUGAUCGAAGACUUUCUGAAUGAUUAUGGAUCCUUGGCCCCUAAAAGAUACAUGUACUCGGAUUUGAAGAAGAUGACCAAAUCUUUCAAAGAAAAACUUGGGGAAGGUGGAUAUGGAAGUGUGUUCAAGGGCACCCUCCAAGAUGGGCGUUCGGUGGCUGUGAAGAUCCUCAGCAAAUCCACAGAAAAUGGAGCAGAGUUUAUAAACGAAGUUGCCAGCAUCGGUAGGACUUCCCAUGUCAACGUCGUGAGUCUACUCGGCUUCUGCCACGACGGUCACAAACGAGCUCUGGUCUAUGAAUUCAUGCCCAAUGGGUCACUGGACAAGUACAUCUACUCUGACGAGCCGAAGGCAUCGCUUCCAUGGGACAGACUGUACCAGAUCGCCGUCGGCAUCGCCCGAGGGCUGGAGUAUCUGCAUCGCGGCUGCAACACUCGCAUAGUCCACUUCGACAUAAAGCCCCACAACAUCCUCCUGGACCAGGACUUCUGUCCCAAGAUAUCCGACUUUGGAUUAGCCAAACUGUGCCCUCCCAAAGAAAGCAUCCUCUCCAUGGCAGACGCAAGAGGAACCAUAGGGUACAUUGCACCGGAAGUCUUCUCGAGGACCUUCGGGAUGGCGUCGACUAAAUCCGACGUCUACAGUUACGGGAUGAUGGUCCUGGAAAUGGUCGGAGGAAGAAGGAAUGUGAAAGCAUGGGCAGACAGGACCAGCGAGAUAUACUUUCCGCAUUGGGUCUACGAACAUCUGGAUCGAGAUGGAGGUCUUGAAGCCUACGAUGUGACGGCUGAGACGGAGGAAAUUGCGAGGAAGAUGAUAAUGGUCGGUUUGUGGUGCAUACAAACAAUGCCACCGAGUCGGCCUUCCAUGAGCAGAGUCGUGGAAAUGUUGGAAGGAAGAGUCGGCGACAUGGAGAUGCCACCCAAACCAUAUCUUUCGUCCCCUCAGCGACCGGUCGUCGUCACCUCUUCUUCCACUUGACGGUUAGCAAACCAAAAGAAGAACUCGGAGUUAUUUUUUCCCCUCUUUUUGCCCUUUUUCUUGCGAUCUUCUUGUGAAUCACAUGAAAACUAAUUCAAGUGUUCUGCUUAAACA
Musa acuminata AAA Group (dessert banana) is the source of this 2296-nucleotide messenger RNA. RefSeq names its product LEAF RUST 10 DISEASE-RESISTANCE LOCUS RECEPTOR-LIKE PROTEIN KINASE-like 2.1. NCBI's taxonomy places the organism in Eukaryota, Viridiplantae, Streptophyta, Magnoliopsida, Zingiberales, Musaceae. The record is from RefSeq and is a predicted model, not a curated record. Bases 266 to 2182 code for a protein of 638 amino acids. Gene Ontology annotation, biological process: protein phosphorylation. The transcript has 3 exons. Gene Ontology annotation, molecular function: protein kinase activity; ATP binding; polysaccharide binding.